CAUCAUCCUCUGUUGAUCCCGGGUGACAUGAGUUCUUGUGGCGAGAUGGGGGAGGCCAUCGAGCUCAGUACCAGGGAGCACGUGACCCCGGAGAUGAACAAGCUUCGUCAGAGCCUGAGGAGGAAGAAGCCCACCUACGUGCCCGAGGCCAGCAGACCGCAUCAGUGGCAGGCGGACGAGGAGGCUGUACGGAAGGGCAAAUGUAACUUCCCCGUUAGGUACCUGGGGUUGGUCGAGGUGGAGGAGUCGAGAGGGAUGCACGUAUGCGAGGAGGCGGUAAAGAAGCUAAAAGUUAGCGGGAAAAAGACAGUGAAGGCCGUGUUGUGGGUUUCGGCAGAUGGACUCAGGGUGGUGGAUGACAAAACUAAGGACCUCAUAGUGGACCAGACCAUAGAGAAGGUUUCGUUCUGCGCCCCCGAUCGUAACUAUGACAAGGCCUUCUCUUACAUCUGCAGAGACGGCACCACCAGACGGUGGAUGUGCCACUGCUUCAUGGCUCUCAAAGACUCGGGGGAGAGGCUGAGCCAUGCAGUCGGCUGUGCCUUUGCCGCCUGUCUGGAGAGGAAGCAGCGGCGGGAGAAGGAGUGCGGCGUGACGGCUUCCUUUGACGCCAGUCGCACCUCGUUCGUGCGCGAGGGUUCCUUCCGCUCCAACCCUACCUGCCAGCAGAGCUGCAGCGGAGAGAGGGAUGAAAAGCUGCAGGACAAGAAGAAAGAACAACCUUCUGUCAUCCCAGCCCUCCCACCUGGCACCGCCUCCCCGCCCGAGGGAGCGGCAUCCCCCAUGGAGCGUCCAGAGCCAGGCGGGCCUCACGCCAUCCCUCGCCGCCACGCGCCCAUCGAACAGCUGGUGCGUCAGGGCUCGUUUAGGGGUUUCCCGGCCCUCAGCCAGAAGAACUCUCCCUUCAAGAGGCAGCUGUCGCUCCGCCUCAACGACCUGCCGUCCACACUGCAACGCAAGACCGACUACCAGGACAAGAACCCUGUUCCAGAUAUGGAUCUGGGGAUGCCGGAUGAGGGAGACUGUAGUAUCAACGCCCUGUGCAGCCAGAUCAACAACUCCUUCACCAAUCCGUCGGAGGAGCUCUUCUCCAACCCUUCUUUGCCUGCAAAUGGCCCUCCAACCUGCACUGUGCCCCCUGCCCUGCCUCCCCCACCUGGACCAAUGCAGGGCACUUCUUCCUGGGUGCAGCCGGAGCCUCCACUUCACUCUCCUCCUCCCGUUUCCGUGGCGAUGCAGAUGCAAAUGCAGAUACAGAUGCAGAGUGGACACAGGCGCACACCCUCCGAGGCUGAGAGAUGGCUGGAGGAGGUCUCCAAGGCUGUCAAGGCUCAACAGACCCCCCCGGGUCCCGCCAUCCCCACCAUCCCCGGACCGCCCUCCAUGUCCAGUCAGGCGGUCAUAUCAGCUGCCCCGGUGUCCACUGUCCCUUUGCCCCUCGGCACCAUGUCCAAACCUCUCCUCUCGGGCCCCUCUGUUCUCUUAAGUCAGGCGCCGAUGCCCCUCCCGCCCAUGUCAUUAUCAUCAGUUCCUCUAAUACCCGGCCCCCCAGUGUCAGGCCCCCCUAUGUCUCUACCUUCCAUGUCCAUUCCCACGAUGUCCGGUCCGAGCAUGUCUGGGGUCUCCAUGCUGCAGCCCUCCCUCCCCGGGCCGCCAGGCUCCCUUCCAAACUCCAUGCAACCCUUCCCGUUGGCUUUUGACACCACCCCGGCUCCUGUGGGAAUGUUCGCCAGCCAACCUGUCCAACCGGCGUUCUUGCAUAUGCAGACCUACAUGCCGGGCCUGGCCAGCAGUAUGACAUAUCCCAACGCCAGCGUUGUGCCUGUGGUAGGCAUCACACCAUCGCAAAUGGUGGCCAACGUCUUCUGCACCGCCACAGGCUCAUCUGGUGCAGGUGGAGCCAUGAGCUCAGGCAUAGGAGGACCAAAAGUCGGGGCACUCGGACCAGUCGGGCAGCACCAUUCUUACCCGGGAGUACCCAGUGGAGUCGGGCACCCUGGAGGGUUUUCCACACCGCCAUUCUCUCCCACUCCGCCGUUAUCGACAGCCAUUAAUGGCCUCCCAUCGCACAGCAGCGCCACGAUGGCCCUCCAGAACGGGACCAGCAACAGUGGAGGGAACAGCAGUAGCAGCUGGCCGCCAGAGGGCAGCCAGCUAACAGCUCCGGUACCUUGUGUUCCCCAAGACGAUGAUCGCUUUGAGGCCAAGUGGGCGGCGCUGGAGGCCAAACCAGCGCCUCAGCAGCCUGGGAAUAAAACACCAGCUGCUGCAGCUAACCCGUUUUCCAACAAUCUUCAAAAGACUUUUGAGAUUGAGCUUUAA
Anoplopoma fimbria (sablefish) is the source of this 2322-nucleotide messenger RNA. RefSeq names its product NUMB like endocytic adaptor protein (gene numbl). The record is from RefSeq and is a predicted model, not a curated record. NCBI's taxonomy places the organism in Eukaryota, Metazoa, Chordata, Actinopteri, Perciformes, Anoplopomatidae.